CGGCCGCGUGUGUAGUCAGUUGUUCUAGUGCCGUCUGCCGAUCGCACGGCAUUGACAAUAUGAAAACCACGGUUGCCGUUACAUUAUUUAUAGGAGUGUGUCUACUCGAAAAAGUUACCCCUCUGAACAUCCUAACAAUAUUCCCUUACCAAGGGAAAAGCCACUUCUUCGUUUUCGAUCCGUACUUGAAAGAAUUGGCGAGGCGUGGUCACAAUGUCACGGUCAUUUCUUACUUCCCCCAAAAAACUCCUGUGGAGAACUUCACCGACAUAAGCCUAGCUGGCAAAGCGAAAGUGUUGGAAGAAGUUUUCCCUCUGUCCAGAUCCUAUUGGACGUUCAUACAGAUUUCGCUGUUCCUUUUCAAUUUUGGUGCGGCCAACUGCAGAACACUUCUGGGAGACGAGCAAGUGCAGAAUUUAUGGAAGACCAAGAGAAAAUUUGACGUAAUUGUGGUGGAACAAUUUAACAGUGACUGUUCUGUAGGACUGGCUUACCAAUUGGGAGCACCAGUUGUGGGCAUUACGUCACACACACUAAUGCCUUUUCAUUAUGACCGUUUCGGUAUAGCAUACAAUCCGUCAUAUGUGCCGGUACAAUUUUUCGAAGGAGGAACAAAACCAACAUUUUACCAACGUAUCGAACGAACCGUGGUGUAUAUCUAUAUAAAUUUGAUGUACAAAUAUUUAAGUCAACGGAAUGAUGAAAACACAUUGAGACAGUACUUCGACAACGUGCCGCCUUUAGAAGAUCUGGCGAAUGAAAUAAAAUUCAUACUCCUGUACCAACACUUUACUCUGACUGGAUCGUCGUUGUACCCAGCUAAUGUGAAAGAAGUAGGAGGAUAUCACGUUGCGAAACCAAAAGCACUUCCAGAUGCUAUCGAAAAGUUUAUAGAAGAAUCAGAGCAUGGAGUUAUAUACGUCAGUUUCGGAUCUAUGCUUAAGGCGGUACUGACGCCUAAAGAGAAAGUCGAGGCGAUAAUCGGUGCCUUAUCAGAACUACCCCAGAGGGUAAUAUGGAAAUGGGAGGAGAAGACUUUACCGGGCAACCCUAAAAACAUCUACUUAUCAAGCUGGCUCCCACAAAACGACAUAUUGGCUCAUCCGAAGGUAUUAGCAUUCUACUCCCACGCUGGCAUGCUUAGCACUACGGAAGCAUUCUAUCAUGGGAAACCUGUGGUAGCAAUGCCGAUAUUCGGAGACCAGCCAUCUAACGCGGCUGCCAUAGAAGAAAGCGGUCUGGGAGUCAUGCUGGACUUCUCUGAACUCACUAAGGAGACGCUACUGCAAAAGCUGAAGACUGUAUUGGAUCCAGAAUUUCGCAAGAAAGCUAAACAAAUCUCCCAAGUGUGGCACGAUCGUCCCAUGUCACCCCUAGACAGCGCCAUCUAUUGGACGGAAUACGCCGCGAGGAACAGCAACUUCACAUUCCGGUCAUCAUCAGCCAACGUCCCCAUGUUUCAAUACUUGUGCUUAGACGUUGUAUUAUUCUUUUUAGCAUUUAUUCUAGUCAUUUUAUAUGUUCUUAAAUCCGUAAUUUCGAUACUUUGUAGCCGACCAGGUAAAGUCGAUAAAAGAAAAAAUAAAAGAGAUUAAUUGUGUUUUAAUAAAUAAUUUUAU
Chilo suppressalis (striped riceborer) is the source of this 1619-nucleotide messenger RNA. Lineage: Eukaryota; Metazoa; Arthropoda; Insecta; Lepidoptera; Crambidae. The record is from the annotation of a GenBank genome assembly.